AUGAUGUUCGGCCUCAAGAAUGCCGGCACGACCUACCAGAAGGCCAUUCAGAGAUGCCUCCAGGGGCAGAUCGGGCGCAACACCGAGGCCUAUGUCGAUGAUGUCAUCGUCAAGACAAAAUCCAACCCCACCAAGGUCAAUGCAAUUAGGUUCAUGAAGCCACCCAGGAGCAAAAAGGACCUGAUGAAGCUUACAAGGUGCAUGGCUGCCUUGAGUCAGUUCAUAAGCCGACUCGGUGACAGAGGCCUACCCUUCUUUAAACUUCUCCGGAAGUCCGACAAGUUCGAGUGGAACGAAGACGCUUCCAAAGCAUUUCAGGAGCUCAAGGACUUCCUCACCUCCCCACCCGUCCUAACGGUGCCUGAAGAUGGAGAAGUCCUCCUCCUCUACAUUGCCGCUACUACAAGCGUAGUGAGCACUGUCCUUGUCAUCGAACGCGACGAGCCGGGUCGCACCUACAAGCAACUUUUCAAGGCCACUAACAACGCUGCUGAGUAUGAAGCUCUCAUUCACGGUCUCCGGAUCGCUGUUACACUCGGCAUCAAGCGUCUGUUGGCAUACGGCGACUCGAAAGUCAUCAUACAGCAAGUCAAUAAAGACUGGGAGUGCACAAAAGAGAAGAUGGACGCCUACUGUAGGGAGAUCAGAAAGCUCGAAACCAAGUUCUAUGGUUUGGAGUUUCACCACAUCCCCAGGGACGACAACGUGGCGGCUGAUGUCCUGUCCAAGCUCGGAUCCAAGCGGUCCAUCGUACCACCCGGCGUAUUCGUUCAAACACUCAGAAGCCCUAUGGUCAAGUUGGAAGAGGAGCCUCCCACAAAGCCCGAUUUGGUCACGGCCAUAGGACAGGAGGUCCUAACCCUCGACACCGACUGGCGCUCCCCAAUCAUCGAUUUCAUCAAGAACAACAAAAGCUAUACAAAGGGGAAGGAACAUGAGAAGCUUGCUCGCUCCGAGUUCUGGGACUGCUGCCAAGAAAGCUGCAUCGACAUCUACUAUGCCUCCGUGGCACACCCUAGGUGCAAUGGCCAAGUUGAAAGGGCUAACGGCUUGAUCCUCCAGGGGCUCAAAGCUAGAAUUUUUGACCCGAUCGAAAAGUAUGGUGCAAAGUGGCUCCAAGAACUACCCAGAGUAGUUUGGGGACUUCGCGUACAAAGAAGCCGGGCCACCGACUACUCACCAUUCUUCCUGGUGUAUGGUUUUGAAGCAGUCUUGCCAUCAGACAUAGCUUUUGGUGCCCCGCGCAUCCAGAACUACGACGAGAACGAAGCUGAAGCGACUCGAUGCACGGACAUCAACUCGACAGAGGAACACCACCCGAUGGCCUCCAUUCAGCAUGCAAGAUAUGAGCAGCAGCUCCGGCGCUAUCAUGAUCGCAAUGUCGAUAGGCGCGACUUCAAUGUCUGCAACCUGGUUCUACGACGAAUCCAGUCGACCACCGGCGCUCAUAAGCUGUCUUCCCCAUGGGAAGGCCCCUUUGUAGUCAGUGGGAUAGUGGUUCCUAGAACCUACCACCUACAGAAGCCAGACGGUACAGAUGUGGGCAACCCAUGGAACAUCGAACACCUGCGUCGCUUCUAUCCGUAG
This is a messenger RNA of Panicum virgatum (switchgrass), 1587 nucleotides long. RefSeq lists its product as uncharacterized. Gene Ontology annotation, molecular function: nucleic acid binding; RNA-DNA hybrid ribonuclease activity. Bases 1 to 1587 code for a protein of 528 amino acids. The record is from RefSeq and is a predicted model, not a curated record. The transcript is spliced from 4 exons. NCBI's taxonomy places the organism in Eukaryota, Viridiplantae, Streptophyta, Magnoliopsida, Poales, Poaceae. Gene Ontology annotation, biological process: DNA integration.